GAGCUGGCGGCCGUUUGAGCUCGUUGGUCCCGGGAUUGGUCUUUAGGUCCGGCCUCGGAAGACCCGACGGGGAAUUGUAGCCAUGAAUGAAGAGAACGCCGAUGGAACAAAUGGCUGCGGGAAAGUACGCACUGGUACUCAGAAUGAAGCGGCCUUGCUGGCUCUGAUGGAGAAGACUGGCUACAACAUGGUGCAAGAAAACGGUCAGAGGAAAUUUGGUGGUCCACCUCCAGGUUGGGAAGGUCCGCCUCCCCCCAGAGGCUGUGAGGUUUUUGUUGGGAAGAUACCUCGUGACAUGUAUGAAGAUGAGCUGGUUCCUGUGUUUGAAAGGGCUGGGAAGAUUUAUGAGUUUCGGCUGAUGAUGGAGUUCAGUGGUGAAAACAGAGGCUAUGCGUUUGUGAUGUACACCAGUAAAGAAGAAGCCCAGCUAGCCAUCCGCAUUCUUAACAACCAUGAGAUUCGACCAGGGAAGUUUAUCGGUGUGUGUGUUAGCUUGGAUAACUGCAGGUUAUUUAUUGGAGCAAUUCCCAAAGAAAAGAAAAAGGAAGAAAUCUUGGAUGAGAUGAAGAAAGUCACAGAAGGUGUUGUGGAUGUGAUUGUUUAUCCAAGUGCAACUGACAAGACCAAGAACCGUGGCUUUGCGUUUGUUGAGUAUGAGUCCCACAGGGCUGCUGCAAUGGCCAGGAGAAAGCUGAUUCCAGGAACGUUUCAACUUUGGGGCCACACCAUUCAGGUAGAUUGGGCUGAUCCAGAGAAAGAAGUUGAUGAGGAAACCAUGCAGAGAGUUAAAGUUCUCUAUGUAAGAAAUUUAAUGAUUUCAACUACAGAGGAAACGAUUAAAGCAGAAUUCAAUAAAUUCAAACCUGGUGCAGUGGAACGAGUAAAGAAACUUAGAGAUUAUGCCUUUGUUCACUUCUUCAACCGAGAAGACGCAGUGGCCGCUAUGUCUGUCAUGAAUGGAAAGUGCAUUGAUGGGGCCAGUAUUGAGGUAACACUGGCAAAGCCAGUGAAUAAAGAGAAUACUUGGCGACAGCAUCUUAAUGGCCAGAUCAGCCCAAAUUCAGAAAACCUGCUUGUAUAUGCUAACAAAGAAGAGAGCCACUCCAAAACUCUAGGCAAGCCGCCAGCUCUUCCCACUCGCCUCAACGGUCAGCAUAGUCCCAGCCCCCCUGAAAUUGAAAGAUGUACUUACCCUUUUUUUCCUGGAACAAAGCUUACCCCAAUUAGUAUGUAUUCUUUAAAAUCCAAUCAUUUUAAUUCUGCAGUGAUGCACUUGGAUUAUUACUGCAACAAGAAUAAUUGGGCACCACCAGAAUAUUAUUUAUAUUCAACAACCAGUCAAGACGGAAAAGUACUUUUGGUAUAUAAGAUAGUUAUUCCUGCGAUUGCAAACGGAUCCCAGAGUUACUUCAUGCCAGAUAAACUCUGCACUACGCUGGAAGAUGCAAAGGAACUGGCAGCCCAGUUCACACUGCUUCAUUUGGACUACAAUUUCCGUCGCAGCUCAAUAAAUAGUCUUUCCCCUGUUAGCGCUACCCUCUCUUCUGGGACGCCCAGCGUGCUUCCUUAUACUUCAAGGCCUUAUUCUUAUCCAAGUUAUCCCUUGUCACCAACAAUAUCACUUGCUAAUGGCAGCCAUGUUGGACAACGACUAUAUAUCUCCAAUCAGGCCUCAUUCUUCUGAAGAAAGUCUGGAUACAGUAGUAUAAAUUUUCUUUGUAUAAGGCAUGAAAAUUAAAGUACUGUUGUAUUUUAGAAUUGGGUUUGCACAUUUGACUUUAAAAACAAUAUAUUUUAACAUUAAAUACCAGCUGUCAUUCAGAACGUCAAGAGUGGUAGGACUGGCAGACACUUGAGUCAGUGGCAGCGAACCACCACUGUUCUUUGUGAACUUGGACUUUCUAAUUCCUGGUUUGAAAAGAUUCCAGUAGUUUAUGUUCUUUUUGUAUAACAACUUUGUAAAACAUCAUUUCAUAACUAUUGAAGUACUUAAAGACAGUGUUUACACUAGACUAGAUUACCAAGGAUCACUAUCUGUAGUGGAGUUUGGAAUAGUUAUGUAACCAGAAGCAUCUAACUAUUAUGUAGAAAGAAAUGAUGAGACAAAAAAGAUUAAGAUGCAAAUUUUUGACAGUCAUAAUGAAAAAUCA
Messenger RNA from Arvicola amphibius (Eurasian water vole), 2150 nucleotides. It is a transcript of the gene Rbm46, whose product is annotated as RNA binding motif protein 46. NCBI's taxonomy places the organism in Eukaryota, Metazoa, Chordata, Mammalia, Rodentia, Cricetidae. The record is from RefSeq and is a predicted model, not a curated record. Gene Ontology annotation, molecular function: mRNA binding. The coding region runs from base 83 to 1684 and encodes 533 amino acids. The transcript is spliced from 5 exons. Gene Ontology annotation, cellular component: nucleus.